AUGGGUCAGGUGCAACGGCCCUCAGUCCUCGUCCGCGCCCGCCCCGAUCUCGACGACGAUCUCGCCUCCGCUCGCGCCGCCUCCGCUCGCGCCGCCGCCGCCGCCGCGCUCGCGUCCGUCGUCGCCGCGGCGUCGAUCCAUCUCGCGCGCGCGACGCCGCCCGCCAUCGCGGCGGCGGCGUCGGCGUCGGAGGCGUCGGGUUACGUCGGCGUGGGUCUCGAGGUCUACGUCGCGCCGGACGGCUACCCCACGGUUAUCGAGUUCCUCCCCACGAAGACCAGCGGCCCCGCGCACGACGCGGGCGUUCGGAUAAACGACAAGAUCGCCGCGGUGAACGGCGCGGAGACGCGCGCGAUGCGGUGCCUGGCCGACGUCGCGAGCGCGCUGCGCGGCGGCGGCGCCGGCGGCGACGCGGUGGAAUUGACGCUGCUGCGACGACGAGGUCGGACGACGGAGACGGUGGCCGCGAGCGUGACGCGCGUCGGGGGGAUCACGCCGAACCCGCGGAGUUGCUUUGUCAGUUCGUGCGCGCGCGUGUGACGACGUGCGCGACGGGCGCGAGCGCUCGGUCGUAGUCGUAGCCCUACAGUACGCUCAGCGGGCACGAAGGAAGGUACACGUACAGUACGCGC
This is a messenger RNA of Micromonas pusilla CCMP1545, 632 nucleotides long. Its product is annotated as PDZ domain protease. The coding region runs from base 1 to 540 and encodes 179 amino acids. NCBI's taxonomy places the organism in Eukaryota, Viridiplantae, Chlorophyta, Mamiellophyceae, Mamiellales, Mamiellaceae. The record is from RefSeq and is a predicted model, not a curated record. Gene Ontology annotation, molecular function: protein binding. The transcript has 3 exons.